UGCCACAGCUGUUUCUGGUUUGCCAGAUUAAAAAAGAGACGAAGAAGACGAAGCGGAAGUACACAGUGUUGAGUUUCUAGAAGAUACAUGCGGUAGUCAUUAAUCCAAAUGUUACUGACAUUAAGACUUAUAAUACCAUAUGUGUUUAUUUUAUAACCCACUUUCAGAGAAAACGACCACUGAGACAAUUAUCAGUCAUGUCUCAGACUGCUCCUCCAACUGUCUCUGUCCACCCCACUCGGGCUCUGGUUGAUGAGAAGUUCAGCGUGUUGGUGGAAAAUUUGCCUCCAGGAUUCCCCGUCACCAUCCGCUCCCUCCACCAUUCUGAGGACAGAGACUACUGGGAGGCCUAUGGGCACUACAUCAGCAACCAAAAUGGAACUGUGUCUGUGACAGAAGAUGCGAGUCUGGGGGGCACAUACGCUGGAAAAGAGCCCAUGGGUUUGUUGUGGAGCAUGCGUCCUGUCCCAGGAAGCCGCCCCAGCCUCAGGUUGAGAAAGUUGGACGUGCGCACCCCCAUGCUGGUCAGUAUCUCAGUCUACAGUGGGCAUGAGGACUUCCGGGAUCCGACCCCUCUGGCGUCAUCGCUCACAGAGAGGUGGUACUUGGCUCCGGGGGUCCAGAGGAUCGAUAUCAGUGAGAAAGGAGUGAGCGGGACCUUGUUUAUACCUCCAGGUCCAGGACCCUUCCCCGGGAUCCUGGACCUGUGGGGAGGUGGAGGAGGACUACUGGAGUAUCGCUCUGCUCUGCUGGCGUCUCAUGGAUAUGCUUCUCUGGCGCUGGAAUACAUCAAAACUGGUGAAACAAGGUCAACAAAUCUGGAGCUGGAGCACUUUGAGAUGGCAUUUGAUAUCCUCAAGAAUCAUCCUCAAGUGAUGUCGGACAGAGUAGGAAUUAUUGGUCUCUCCUUUGGAUCACUUGUGGCCCUCUACAUGGCAACUGAAAGCAUCCAUGUCAAGCCUCUUUGUAUUAUUUGCAUCAGCAACAUCCACAUUAAACCACCUGGAAAGUAUCUGAGCGGGUUUCAAGAAUGGCUAACCCAAAACAUAAUCGCUAGAAAUGAGGACAACCAUCAGAUCUGGAGAAAUGCAAAUCUAAACUUGAUUAAUGAGCCUUCACUAAAACUUAAUGUUGGGAAGAUGAAUUGUCCCGUGUUGCUGGUCAACGGUUGUGACGAUCAGAACUGGCCUGCAGUGGAGACAGCAGCUGAUAUAGCCAAGAUGAUGCGUGAAGCAGGGAAGGGAAAUCUGCUAACCCAGCUAGACUACCCGGACACUGGUCAUCUGAUUGAACCACCUUUCUCACCCCAUUUCAGAGCUACUAACUUUAUAAUACAUAGCACAAAAGAAAAAGUGGUAUUACUGUGGGGAGGAAAAACCAAACCUCACUCCGAUGCUCAGGAAGACUCCUGGAGGAAGAUCCUGAGUUUUCUGCAGCAACAUCUGUACUGCAUCCCAGGACACAGAGCAAAGCUAUAAAUGAGAUCAGACUGCACUCCAGUCUGUUCAACGUCAGUGUCGGGCCAACGGCAUGCUGCUGUUUUCAUUUAGGAGAGUCAUUUUCAUACAGGAACAAAUAUAUUUAUGUUGACCAGCUCUUUAUAUCUGUUUUGGGAUUCCAUGUUUUUAGACAAUGUUAAUCCUUUUAUUAAUCAGUUUUUAAUUUUUUUUAAUGUAAAAAACAAAAAAUAAAGCAGAAAUGCACAUUUUAAGUUGGCCUUAAACCUUUUAGGGCUGCACAAUUUUAGGAAAAGGUACAAUGUGUUAUAUUACUAUUGAAUAUUACAAAGCAAUGACUUGUUGGAUAUAAACAAAGCUGCUGAUAUCAGGUGUAUUAAUAAGGGCUCAAUUCCCACCUGCAUUCGUUGCUGAAAAUGCAUGAAAAUAAGAUUUCUUCUAAAUGGAAUUCGGCCUUCAUUCAUACACCUGUGCUCCUUCUAUUUCAUAUUAAAUUGUUUUUAACCUGUCAGUGUAAUGACAUUUACUACUGAUAUCAGAUUUCUGUGGUGACAGGCUUUAGAAAAAUGGUAUAAAUAAUAAAAUCAUACAGGAACA
This is a messenger RNA of Melanotaenia boesemani (Boeseman's rainbowfish), 2054 nucleotides long. Its product is annotated as peroxisomal succinyl-coenzyme A thioesterase-like. Lineage: Eukaryota; Metazoa; Chordata; Actinopteri; Atheriniformes; Melanotaeniidae. Gene Ontology annotation, biological process: fatty acid metabolic process; acyl-CoA metabolic process. Gene Ontology annotation, molecular function: fatty acyl-CoA hydrolase activity. The record is from RefSeq and is a predicted model, not a curated record. Bases 198 to 1478 code for a protein of 426 amino acids. The transcript is spliced from 11 exons.